UAAUUAGGAAUUUCUUUGGAUUCUUUUUAUGAAUUAAUAUCUUACACAUUUACACAUUUUAAGCUAUACAUAAUAUUUUAUUUUACGUUUUUUUUUUCGACUGUUUUUACCGAUAUAUUGUAUAUAAUUCCUUUAUUAUCAGCUUUAUUCCAAUGAAUAUGAUUAAACCAAGUUCGAUUAAAUUUUUUAUAAAAUAUCGAUUUAUAUCGAUAAUAAUCAUUCUAUUACUACUUACCGAAGUUAAUUUAGCGAUUGACAAUCGAUUGGAUAGCCCAAAAAAUAUAUAUAAUUUCCAUUUAGUAGUAGAUUUUUCGUUGACGAUGAUUGUAUUUGGAUUGAUCGGAUGUGUUUAUGUUUUUUAUAGGAUUUAUAAGCAAUGGAUAUAUAGUAAAAGAAAAUUAGCCAUAAUAUAUAGAUUACCUUUCUAUACUGCAUGUACAGAUUUUUUAAUAAAUUGUAAUUUUUUUGUAAAUAUGUUACACACAGCUAUAUAUGCACAAGUAUGGGAUGACACACCAUGUAAAAUAAUUGGCGCACUUAACUGGGCAUUUCUUACGAUAAACUUAUGUUUUUAUGCUGUAAUAGCGGUAAUUACCUAUCUUCGAAUUUGCCGCGAAAUCAAUUUUAAUUAUGGUAAAUAUGAUUAUAAACUUUGGCUAAUUGUAAUUGCGGGAAGUAUAAUAAUUCAAUUGAUAAAUCUACAAAAUAAUGGUAAACGUGAAUAUUGGUGUGCUGCAAAAUCAGGACAAAUUAAUUCAGCAAUAAUAUUAUUUUCUACUAUAACGAUAGUAUUAACAAUAAUCUUAUUUUGUUAUAUAAGUAUAUUAAAAAAAAUUCAUAAAACUAUAAACUUUUUGAGAUUAUCAUUACCAAGUAAUCAAGAUGAUCGAAGUAAUAAUCGGAAUGAAAGUAAUGCGAAUAAUGAUAGAAUUGAUGGAAUUUCUGCGUUAGAAAGAUAUUCUGAAAUUGAAAAAAGGGCUACAAAAAAAAUUUUAAGUUAUAUAACUAUGUUCAUUUUACAAUGGAUUCCUAUGUCAAUUUCUCAAGGUGCUAGACUUGUUUUGAAUGAAGAACCGUGGGUUUAUAUUAUGGGGACUAUAGGACGUUCGUUUGGAGGAAUUGGUAAUGUAAUUCAAUUUAUAAUAAACGAGGGUUUCAUUCCAAAAUCUUAUAAUAAUGAUGAAUUACUUGAGAAUUCGAGAUCUAAUAUAAAUAAUAAUAAUGAAAAUAAAAUUGUUAUAAUUAGUGAGGGUGGUAAAUAAAAUAUAAUUAAAAAAUAACGCUAUUCCGUAAAUUUAUAAUAUUCUUAAUACGGUAUUAGGUAUACUUUAUGUUUAAAAACAGGAUCACGGAUAUAUCACGGAUAUUCUUGAAAAAUAAAACACUGUAUUUAUUUAUUUUUUAAUACAAUAG
Molecule: messenger RNA, 1413 nt
Organism: Rhizophagus irregularis DAOM 181602=DAOM 197198
Lineage: Eukaryota; Fungi; Glomeromycota; Glomeromycetes; Glomerales; Glomeraceae
Biological process (GO): adenylate cyclase-activating G protein-coupled receptor signaling pathway
Cellular component (GO): plasma membrane
Molecular function (GO): G protein-coupled receptor activity
Source: RefSeq, a predicted model, not a curated record